CGUGACUCUUGGGCCCACGCGACAGUUAGUGCCCGCCUCUCGAGGAACUUAAACACGGUCCCGAAGUUCGCGAUUUCUCGCGUGACGCACCCAACAUUUCGUUAUUCGGAUAAUUAGAUCAGUGAUAGUUGUUGAAAUCCGCUCGAAGAAAAGUUCAGGAUACUCUUUACUCAGUGUCAAUAAAGAGGACACCACCGCAAACACAUCAUAGACAUUGGACAAAGGAAUGGAAUUUUCAAUUUUGUACAUGGGAAGCUGUUCACGUUCUAGUGGAAAAAAUAUAAAGCUCGGCUGAAGCAUCUAGAUGAUAGAGCACGAUUUUGACUACGACUUCCCUUGGUCAAGACUAUUCAAGUCCGGAGAGGAUAGUUCAGUAAAGUUCUACACCCAGCAAGAUCUUAAUCAUGAUACAUCAUAUACUGAUACUUCUUCUAUCGUGUUUAUCUGCUAUCGAUGGCCUCGAGAAGGUGAUGAUACAGAUUCCACAACUGGUUGCACCAGGUGACACCAUUACUCUCCGAUGCUUGUAUCAACUAGAGGGGGAACCUUUGUACGCAGUCAACUGGUACAGGGGCUCUCAAGAAUUUUUCCGAUACGCGCCGAAUGUGCUUCCACAUGGGCAGGUGUUCCCGCAGGCUGGUAUUAAUGUUGAUGUGAGCCAGUCUGGACCACACUCCGUUGUUUUGAAAGACGUUCAGCCGUACAUGGCUGGAAAAUAUAGGUGUGAAGUUUCUGCAGAUGCUCCACACUUCUCUACGGAGGUCGUUGCUGAUUUCUUGAAUAUUACCCUUCCACCUACGGGAAAGGUAAAACUCCAAGUUGAUAAACUUCACUAUUUCGUCGGCGAAACUUUGAGGGCUGAUUGUACAUCUGCACCUUCCAAACCUGCCGCCAAUAUAACUUUCUUCUUGAACGGGAAGAUGGUAAACCCAUCCAAAACUGAAACACACCCGACCAUUGAUCGGCCGUAUUACGUCACGACUGCAACACUGUCCACAGUUUUGGAUAAAAGUUUCCCAAGAGCCAUACAUGUUCUGUGCCAAGUCAAUGUUCAAGAUAACUUCAAAUCGAGUGCCGAACGGUUUGUCACCAUCACAGAAGAGAUUGAUUCUUACGAUGAGUUCUUUAGAUCUCGUUCUGCUAAUUCAGGAACGCACCCCAUUGGAGGAUUGAUAAUUUUGCUCCAAAUUGCUGCAUUCCAUUGGCUAAUGUAUUCGGCACUGGUACCUCUGAGAUGACAUUGAUGGCAACCUAAUCGGAAACCGAUGGAAUUUUCCGUCAGAAUGCCUUGAUUGUUAUUAAAUUAAUUUUCUUGUUGUAGAUGAUUUAAGUACUACAGGGACUUAGAAUUGGUACCAAACAGAAUAGGCUUUUAAUACGAGCAAUCGUGAUUUUACGUGUCAGCGUUCAUCGUGCUACUUUCGGGGCCAGUGUGUUGUCUUCCUAGGGCUCUUUCUUGUUAUUGCAACUAUUGUAUAAAGUCAUAGAUUAUUUGUCACUCGCUCUAUCUAAAUUAGAUAUUUGCCAUUUUUCUAAGAUUGGAAGCUGAAAACUAGGAGUCUAAGAUUCUCUGAUGAUGUGAAAAAUAUCCUCAAGACGCAUCAUCGGGUGUCCUUCUGACAUUUUAAAAGUAUCUGCAUAAAGUUACAACACGCCGCAUCUCUCUAAAGAAAAAAUUUCCUGGGCCAAGCUCUUUUCUUAUCUAAGUAUUAUGAAUAUUAUUCAUUUCGUAUCGAAUCCAACGUACAAAGACAAACACGUCAACUCUUUAUCCAACUGCCAAGUAAAUUAAGUACUCUGUCGUCAAAUCAUAUAAGUACAUGUUUUUGUUAUUUUUUUAUUUAUUUCCUUAUACCUGUGAAUAUGUACAUACAAAUAAAUAGACUACGAUUUUAUUCAAUUUUUA
Bemisia tabaci is the source of this 1906-nucleotide messenger RNA. RefSeq lists its product as uncharacterized. The record is from RefSeq and is a predicted model, not a curated record. Lineage: Eukaryota; Metazoa; Arthropoda; Insecta; Hemiptera; Aleyrodidae.